CGCAAAACCGGUUUUACUCUUUACUGCAAGUCCUUCCCAACCUUCACUCUUUUCAUACUCGCCCCAGACCUCUCAUCCGCGCGUCUGAAUAACCAACGCCAGGAGCCUAUUACUUAUGGGCUCCUGCCAACGCGAAGUUAAAGAAUUAUGGAUUGCUUAACGAUUUAAGAUAAGAAUAUUUUUCCUUUUUGAUAAUUAGCUCAGUAUAAUAGCUGUUCGUGCUUGAAGGCAGAGCUCUGUUGGAUCAAAAAAAAAUGAACGUCUCCCUCUGGCUUGGCCCGCGCACAGAGAGAACAAAGUCUGAUGCGAAAGUGCGGGGAGAGCGCAAAAUGUGACAGUCAAACUCGCCUUCCAUUUUCUUCGAGCGUUUGACACACAUGAUAGACAAUUUUGGCUAGUUUUUGUCUUUUCUAAACUUUCCGUAAACAUCACCACCCAGCGGAGCUUUGCCUUCCUUCAUAAUCGUCUCUUUGCUUGGUUAUGUUGCGUGACGAUGCAAUACGUGACCUCUUUCGAAGACCGGCCCGUCCCACGUCAACAGCGCUUUGCAGCUUGAAUGCGUCAUCUGUCAGGUUGAUGACAGCUUUCUGACAUGUCGAAAAGUAUUAUAGUAUAGGACAGUGUAGAAUUUCCCCAACAUUCGAGGAGGCCUUCAUUCCACUCAAGGUGACAAACACCGAACUUUGUCGCUAAAAGACUUAGUCUCGAGAGCAGAAUUAGAACCUGGUGGCUUGAGAGAGAGAUAAGGAAAGAAAAAAGCUUUCGUCAGGAUGGGUGCCAGACUGUUGUGUUUGACUCUUGCUUGCGUAUGCCUUCUUACAACGGCGGUGAGUAACUCUACGAAUUCUUUUACCACCUCGUUGAUUCGCCUUGUCUUCUCAGAUGAUUCUUAGAAACCAAGCAUUAUUAUUAUUAUUAUUAGAGACUAAUAAAACGAAGUGUUUUUUCAGGGACACUUUUGCUUUGUAACCAAACAGGUUCUAAAUUCUAUUUGUCGCUUUCACGCUUUCUGCUUGCAAAGUAAACAAUCCGCCAUUGAUUUUUGAUUGAAUGUAAAUAUUUACAGAUGGUAUCAAUAACUUACUGAUCUUUAUUUGUCUUCAAUUUUGCUUGAGUUUUUUACUGGAAAAACCAUUUUACUAUCCUCUAUCUUGCUUAACUUCUCGUGUAUCACUCAUCAACGAAAUUUCAAACUGACUGUAUUAAAAGAGGAAUGUGACUAAAUCCAUUAUAAUUUGGAAAUACAUGAAAAAUUCCGAAGAUGUCUUAGUUUCCUGACCUCUAGGAAAGAUUAUAAAAAACCCCCUUUCCGGUUUCUGCUAAACGAAACACUUGUACUUCACUUUACAACUGCGUUACAUAUUUCAUUCCUAAAAAGUGUCAUGUGGAUGCAAAAAAUAGUUUUAAUAGAUGGGAAAAUUACUAAGAGUGCUGUCUCGAAUUUCCUCUGAGAGUAGAUCCCCUGGGUUUUUAGCCUUGAAACUAAUCCCACAUAUUCGGGGUUUGAUCUUUGGAGAGGCUUCGAAGAGGCUUUUGUUAAAAAUUAUAAUAAAAAAAUGCUGGAAAAUCCAUGUAAUAAAUAACAAAAUACCGAUUUUUAAGCCUUCCUUUGGAGAUGAUCAAAACUACUUUUGGUUUUACAUCACGGGAAUGGAAAGACCCAAGAAUGGAUUUUGUUAAAGGAAGGUGAAAACAGUCUGUCAAGAGCGCGGUGUAAAAGGAAGAAAAAAGACCGUAGCUACCUGUGAUAAUUUCACUUUUAGCCAGAUGCGUUGUCACUGCGUCAAUUAUAUUACUUUUGUUAUUGUUUGUUCUCUUAUUCCUGUUAACUUUCGAUUACGCUUUAUCUUUUUGUUCUUUUGCUUAUCCGUUGACGAAACGAAGACCGCAGAACAGUCACCGGUCAAACCAAAGGGUAGGUAUAUUUGUGAGGAAAGAUAGCUUUUGUGAUGUGUUCUUUUUAUCUGCCAUAUUUACGAUGUCAAAAAUCUCUCUUUCAGCUGCUAACAGUUCAGCUCGCGUGAUUUAAUAAGUAAUUCUUCCUACUUGCAAUAAUUCAUUUCGCUACAUAUUAGUUCAGUGGGCGUUUUUCUUGUGGGAUAAAAUUACGAAACUGUGAGGAUAUAUCAAAUAUUCUUGAAUUUUGUUGGGAUUUUAGGAAGGAAAGAAAUUGAAUUUACUGUGUCAAGCACGCCCAUUCAGCUGCGCAUAGCCUAUUUGCGUGUUAGUUUAAUGUAACAAAGUGCAGUGUACGAAACAAACUGAUAAUGUGUAUGAGCAAUUCAGUUCUCGGUUAAGAUAAAAAGAUAAACAAAACAAAAAAAGUACCAUAUUGUACACAUAGAUUAUGAUUGUAAUUGUUUUCUCUAGACGAAAGUUGAUCUUCUUCAGCUGUCAUUCACUCUUACAUCUCUUCCAAGCAGCCCUUCAUUUGCAGCCUUUUUUUCAAUUGCUUAAGUGUACAGUCGCGGAUUUUUCUAAAGUCAAAGACGACGUGCAGAAGUACGCCAAACAUCCAAACCCCGGUUGUUCGAAGAACAUAUAACGCUAUCCACCGAAUAACUCUCUGUCUGGUUUAUAACACAGUACGUUUUGAUGACACCUAUCCACUGGAUAGCGAUUUAUCCGUUUAAUAGCAUUACCCGCCCUUUGAACUGCUGAGCCAUCAACGCCUUUUGUGGUUUGUGCCCUCUUAGGAAAUUUUUAAUUUAGAGGAAAUCCCCGGACUCUCAUUUUUUUUUUUUUGGUUCUGUAAAUCAAAAGUGUCUUUGUUAUAGACUAUCAAUUAUUUUUAGUAUUCGACUGAUCCAAAGAAUCUGGGAGGGACUCAAAGCCUUGGGAGUGCUCGUUUCGAAUUAUAAAUGACAACCUUUCCUAAAGAAGGUCAAUGUUGGCGUUGCUCAAGCAUAAUCUGACAACUGUAAAGGCCGCGUCUUAAAAAAAACUGUCUUAAUGUCGCUGGUUUACGAUACAUUAGUCAGACAGAAAGAAUGUUAAUUAUUUUUUUUAGCCUCCCCUUGCUGCUGCGGCACAAGCGGCGAAGCCCUCAGAUUCGAAACGGCGAACUAAGCGAGGUGUGAGAGGUCUGACGCGAGAAAUGCCAAAUCCCUCGCAGCAGAUUCCUCGCAGACCUCUCUCUCGGGAACCUUCUCGCAGGCUUUCCAUUGCUUCUGUUGGAACACAACGAAUAACGUGUAUCACCCAUCAACACAACACAUUUUUGCCGUCCAUGGCUUCAGCUUGCGUAGUUUAAUCUAGCGCUAAAAGACUAGUCACUAUUUAUCGCCUGGGGGGGUAGGGUCGGAUGACUUUGGUUAUAUCACGACAAAAUUUACCUGACCCCCCCUCAUUUCCAGACAAUUGGCAUUCAAUUUUGUAUAUUCCCAUCUUCAUACUCUAUUGGUGGCGAAUGAACCCCCCUCCCUUCCGUUCCCAUGCAAUUCUCAAAGUUUCCCCCCCCCCCGUCAUAAAUAGUGAUUGGUUCCUAAUUUGUGUCAGAAUUACCUUGUCAAAGAUUUUUUUUGUUCUAAUAUCCAAGCAAUGGUCAACAGAUUUCAAUUUACACGAGUACCUUUUUUUUACCCCAAAGAUCCUUGCCAAAGGGUUUUCUGCACUAAAGGACGUAUGUGUGUUGUGAACGAGGACCGAUCUACCACUUGUGUGUGUCCAGAAUCUUGUCCUGAGGAGUAUAAUCCAGUCUGCAGUGUGUACCGAACGGAAUUCAACAAUAAGUGUGAACUGCACAAGUUUGCUUGUCGACUUGGCGUUAUGGUUGGAAUAGAACGACAGGGAAAGUGUGAUGACGAAGGUUCGUUGUUGAAAAAAUCAACCAGAUAUAGUGGCUAUCAAUACGUGACGAAAUUGUCAAAAAAAAUAAGUUUCUCAACCUGCUGGCGGGCCCUAAUAAUUAGCGCAACAGGACGCGCAUUCCUCCGCCCGCGGGAAUAUUAGAGACAAGUCCCCUGAGUUGGGGAGAGGUUUUCUUGGGGUCUGGUCCUCAUUAUCAGUGCUACACCCUUUCCAGACCUCUUGCCUGGUCAAGACCUCACCCUGCUCGUAGGUAGUUGAAAAUUCUCGUGAUAUUCACCAUUCUUAUCGAAACUUAAAAGUUGCGAGAGGAAAAGUCGAAUGUCACGGUAAAUAGAUGAUCACACCGAAAAUUGAAAGAGCUUGUACUCAGUUUGGACCCACGAACGUACGCACUACGCAGUAACCAUCAGUGAUUAUGUCUUCUUGCGUUUCGAAACAGCAUAUCUGUCUUUAAUUUAUACCUCACCAGAAUCCGUAUAGGCAAAUUCAUAUUCAGCCAAAUGCAUUGUACAACCUGAGGCCUUUUUGCUUCAAAAAACAACAAAGGUUAUCAGAUGUCCUUUUUGAUCUGAUGGUGAUGUUGGUGACCAAAACGAACUGUUUCAAUUCAAAAGAAGGCAGGAACUUCACCCUUGUUCUCCCGAUACGAUGAAACUUUCCCUAGCGUUACAUAGCGGUGAUUUAUUUCCUGAACAAUACCAAAUGGGAGCAAAGAUAAAAUAUUCGGGACCGGGGCUGCUCCCCGCCCCCUUUGCUCCGGUGGUGGUGGGGUUGGGGCUAUUUCCGAACCUAUUUUUCCGUCUUCUUACCUACUUGAUUUUCUUUUUUCUUGAUUAACUUUCUGGACAUUUUUAGGAGACAAAUGGAAGUGGGGGCCGUGCUCAGCCUCCAGUCUUCAGCAGUUCCAUGAUCGAUAUCUCGAAUAUCUAAUGUUUGCACGAGAGAAGGAGUUGGAUCCAGAUUUCCCACUUGAGUCGAAAAGAUUGGAAUCAUUGACAUAUGAGGAACGGAAAGCAAUUAUAGAGGUAAAUGGAUAUCACUCCCUUGCAAGAUACCUGUCUUAUUCAUCUAACAGAUAUUUUCUAAUCGCUCUCUAACAAACAGAUUCUAGUUAGCUGACGCACGGGCCUAGCCGCGCUUAGUCACCGCGUCACGACUACGAGCCAAGUAUAUUCCCUUUCAGUCCUCACACUAAGUCAAAAAGUUCAUAUUCUGGCACUACCCUCGCCAUUACGUAUGGCCCUCAUACGGGGAUUCUUGUCUAUUUUUUUUUUAAUCUAAAAGCGCACGUAGGAUCAUUUGGUAAUCUCUCUUCUAUUUUCUUUUGUAGUGGGAAUUUUAUGGUAUGGACAAGAACCACAAUGACAUUCUCGACAAAGACGAAAUCAAAUUAAUGAUCGACCCGAACGAAGACUGCAUGAUCGGAUUUAUGAAGUCAUGUGACUAUGAUCACAAACCGGGAAUCAGCAGAAAGGAAUGGAACGAAUGCUUUCCGCCAAUCAGUCCUGGUGAGUAGGUAACAUACCAGUGGAAAAAUUACGGGAAAAGCGAGAGACAUAUUAAGGAAAAGCGCUGUAAAUGCGCGGGAAAAACGCGAGAGGGGCGUUAGGAAAAGCCAGCGGAAAGUGGCUUGAGAGAUACUACUGCAGUACGCUUUGAAUCAUUAUUAAGCAUAGUAGACGGACUAAGACACCAAUUUUUUUUUCGCUCGCUUAACUUUUCGUACUUCACUAUUGUCAAGUUGGCAGCGGGCUGUCGUCCUUCAGCAGAGAUGCCAACCUCUGGAGAUCUCAAAUCUGGAGAUUUUUUUUCGGACCAGCCCCCCUCCCGGGAGACUUAUUUUUUUUAUUUGGACCCCCUAACCCCCCCCAUGAGCAAUUUCGCGGGAAAAAUGUGGAUCUAUCUGUCAAGGACCUCAAUUGGUUGAAUACUCAUCCAAUCAGACUCUCUUAUAAAGGAGUAACAAGGAAGAAACUCUCUUAUUUUUGUUUGCAACGAACAACGCGCAUCACGCAAGAAAUUGAAGCCAGAAACUAUAAUACAAGCAGAAAAAGCGAGAUGAGAAAGCGAGAUGAUUUUGGAAUUUUGGAACAUAUGGAGCUUGAAUCUUAGUUUUUUGUGGGCAACUGAUCCAAACUUCCUUUUAUCCGGGAGUUUUGGUCACCCGUACAGGAGAGCGGGAGAUUGGCUUUGUAUCUAGGAGAGUUGGCAUAUAUGCUAUUGCUCGCCUGAAAUAUCGAGUAAUUACUUGCAAAAUCGAAGAUUAUCGAUUCGCAGCUUUGGUCCCAGGCUCUCUCUUGCCCCAGCCCCAUUGAACGGGUAGUGAGAAGAGCGACCCUGGGAAUGAGGUUAGCAUUACCAUUUCAAAACUAAAAACGUAAUUAUUUAUUAUUCAAUAAAUAAAAAGUGAAAAAAAGUAAAAAUGUGAGGUUCCCUUGGAAACGUAUGAAUAGGGAACAUCUUUAUUUUACCUUGGAAGCUGCAUUUAUACAUUAACGCCUACCUAAAUUAUCAAUUAAACUUUUUUUCGGUGUUCUUUGUUUCCUUGUCUUAACAGAAGUGAACCAAGACGCUAUGGACUUCAAAUGAAAGAAGCAACAAAUGUCAGAAGGAGCCUUUAAAAUACUUGAUAUCGUUUUUAUUUCCUCAGAUGUCAGUUCUAGUUCAUUUGUAAAACCUCGUUAUUCAAGAAUGCUUUGAUUAAAAUUUUCCUUAACGCUUCAUACAAUUAUUUCAAUUUCUUCCUUCCGCAACUUUGGGAACCCUCAAAACCUGCCUGGAG
Messenger RNA from Pocillopora meandrina, 6592 nucleotides. The record is from the annotation of a GenBank genome assembly. NCBI's taxonomy places the organism in Eukaryota, Metazoa, Cnidaria, Anthozoa, Scleractinia, Pocilloporidae.